Molecule: messenger RNA, 1746 nt
Organism: Anas platyrhynchos (mallard)
Lineage: Eukaryota; Metazoa; Chordata; Aves; Anseriformes; Anatidae
Source: RefSeq, a predicted model, not a curated record
UGUCUUAAUAAACUGCCUUUAUCUCAAUCCACAGGCUUCACUUCAUGGUUCUCUCCGUGAUCCCAGAGAAGGAAGGUGGAGAGUGAGGGAACAGCUGUGUGGUGUUUAGCUGCCAGCCCGGUUAAAACACAACAUCUCUGAAAAGGCGGACCUCUUCCAAAUACUCAUUUCCAUACACCCCUCCCUUAGCUCCUCCAGGUUGCGUCUGUGCAAUGUAGCCUGGUGGUCGUGGGCAGGGGUCUUUCAGGAUGAAGGCAAAGAGGAAGAGGAGGUCAAACUUUUUACCUUUCUGGACUUUGACCUUCUCUUGGACAGUACUGAGGAGGUUUUUGCUUAACUUUGCCUUGCUUCCUGCCAACAAGUUUUUUGUCCUUCCCUAACGACUUUUUGUCCUUCCCUCAUCCCUUGGCUUUGAGCGAUAUCUUACUUUUUACAUCUGCUUCUCGUAAGGUUCUCAUCUGCAUCCCCAAUAAUCAGGAUAUUUUACCAUAUAUGUAGCUAAAUAUUAAUUCAGAUCACUUUUAGCAUCUUCCGCAUCUCAGUGGCAGGCAUGCAGAACUCCCCAGACACUUGUCCCCACUGCUCCAGGGCCAGAGCUCCUCCUAGACGAUUAUUGCAGCCAGGAUGUAGGAAAAGGCUUGGGAAGUUGGGCGUAGCCCUGUGUUUCCUGCAGCAUGGCUGGGUGCUGUGAGGGACCUCGCUCUUUUGUUGGGGUUCCCUUGGAGAAGAACACCUGGGGGGGCCAUCUGCCCCCUGGGGGACCUCUCUCUCCGAUAAGGCUCCCCUGGGGCUGUGGCUGCCCCAGUCUCACCAGGCAUGCCAGGAGACUUCUGACUUCCCUCAUCACUCUGCUCCUCCUCCAGCUGGGCUCAGCCCAGCUCAGAGUGGUGGGACCAGGCCACUCUGUCACUGCCACCGUGGGGCAGGAUGUCGUGCUGCCCUGCCACUUGUCCCCUCAACGCAAUGCUCGCACCUUGGAGGUCAGGUGGAUCCGGGACAAUAUCUCUGAGACAGUGCACCACUACCGCAAUGGAGAGGACCUAUACGGGGAACAGAUGGGGACAUAUGCCGGGAGGACAGAGUUGCUCAGAGAUGGUCUCUCUGCUGGAAGCCUGGACUUGCGAAUCACGGGGCUGAGACCCUCUGAUGAUGGCCAGUACACCUGCACUGUGAGAGAUGCUCAUGCUUAUGAUGAAGCCAUUGUGGAGCUGGAGGUGUCAGCCACAGGCACUGACCCCCACCUCUCCCUGGGGGGCUACGAGGCCGGAGGCGUCCGGGUGCUGUGUGGAUCGGCCGGCUGGUACCCGCUGCCGCAGCUGCUGUGGAGGGAUGCUCGCGGGCAGCACCUGCCCUCGGUCUCCCAGACACAUUCCCAGGACCAGGAGGGGCUCUUUGAAAUCGAAGGCGCCGUCAUCGUGACCGGGAGCGUGGAGGGGCCCUUGUCCUGCGUGGUCAGGAACAACCUCCAGCAGGAGAGGAAAUUUUCCCUGCACAUUGCAGCUCCCUUCUUCCACAACGCCCAGCCCUGGAUAGUGGCUCUGGCUCUGGUCCUCGUGCUUUUGGCUGUGUCCAUUGGCCUCGGUGUUUAUCUCUUCCGAAAGCAAGCGGCACAGAGGCGAGAGCUGGUGAACAGAGAUGCAAAGCUGGAGGAACAACCUGCAGAGAUCGUGGAAAAAGAUGCAAGACUGGGUGAGUCUCCCACCUAAUCUGAAGGAAUUGACAUCCUUUGUUUGCAGCAGCCAUUUG